Molecule: messenger RNA, 963 nt
Organism: Lotus japonicus
Lineage: Eukaryota; Viridiplantae; Streptophyta; Magnoliopsida; Fabales; Fabaceae
Exons: 1
Coding region: 1-963 (320 amino acids)
Source: RefSeq, a predicted model, not a curated record
AUGGAACUUACUGGGUGCACUAGCAAUGUCAAUGGUGAUAAAAAGAGUGUCAGAGUGACCGCAAGUGUCGGAUCUUUGGGCAGUUUACAAGAAAUAGCCAAGUUAAUGCCUCAAGAGCAUCAGAAAUCCUUCAACAGGAAAUAUGGGAGACUUUUAGAUUUGUUGUCCAUUCGAGUAGAGGAAAGUGCACUGACAGCUUUGACCCACUACUGGAACUCUUCCCUGAGGUGCUUUGAAUUCCCAACGUUUGACAUCACUCCUACUAUAGAGGAGUAUGCUUGCAUUCUAGAUAUACCUAUGAAUGAGGGAGAUGCCUAUUACUUUCCAAUGGAUCAACCGCCAUCUGAAUCAAAAGUGCGUGAACAGUUCAAAGGAUUGUUGGGGUUGUCCGAAAAGCAGUCAAGAAUGUCUGGGCACACUGGGUCUCGAGGUUUGAAUAGAGCUUGCAUGGAAGAUCGCAUGGCAUCACUGGCACAACACAAUGAAUGGGAAGGCUUUUCCAAGAUCCUUGCUUUGGAAAUUUAUGGCUUGGUGUUGUUUCCUUCUGCGACUGACAUAAUUGAUUUGGCCGCUAUGGAUGUCUUUUACUCAGUGGAAGAUAAGGCUAGAAACCCUGUCCCGACGGUUUUAGCUGAAACCUUCUUGACAUUAACUUUCUGCCACCAUAAAGGAAAAGGGAAGCUCCAAUGUUGUCUACAACUUCUUUAUGUGUGGGCAAUGUCUCAUUUGCAUGUGGGCAAGCAGAUAUCCAGAGGGUCAAAAGCAUUGAAUGUGUUCUGCCACCUCACCAUAAAGUCACUUGACGAGCGUAGGUGGAAAAAUGAGUUUGAAAGUGCUGAAGAAAACCAAUUUCUUAGAUGGGUGCCCCCUUGGUACGAUUCAAAGCAAGGGAAAGUCAUCAUUUUCAACUGUGGGGAAUUCCCCUAUGUACCGCUCAUGGGGCCCAAGGGUUGUGUAACAUAA